AUGGGGAAAAACAAACACAAUUACGAGAUUGAUGAUAAUAGACGCAUUAUGGAAUUAAAACUACCGAGAAAUUGCGGAAAAGUGUUUAAAGAUCAGGUGGCAUAUUUUGAAAAAGUAUUGGUAACCAACAAUGAGUUGCUAGAAUUGAGUACAAGUAUAAGGCAAUCUAAGACAAAGCGUAUACAAGACUUGGAGAAGACAUAUAAACAUCUUGUGCACAGAUUAGAAGAGAAGGAUAACCUUAUACGACGAUUAAAAGAGGAGAACAAAGAACACGUACAAGCAUUAGAGAAAUAUGAUCAUGUUGUUGCGCAGUUUACAGAUUUGAUGAAUCAAAAAUUAGAGCUGCUUGAACAUCUCAAAGGAAGGGUGAUUCAAUUUGAAAAAAUUUGCGAUGUUAGGUCAGCUUUGGAAUAUAUUUGGGCAAAGAUUCUUGCAGAGACUGACAAACCUUCCAAAACACUGGAACCUGUUGGCGUUGUAUUACAGUGGUUCUUUGAAAAGCACCAAGAACAUGUGCGGAAAACAUAUUGCAUGGGUAUAAGUCUGCUGUUGUGA
Molecule: messenger RNA, 558 nt
Organism: Paraglomus brasilianum
Lineage: Eukaryota; Fungi; Glomeromycota; Glomeromycetes; Paraglomerales; Paraglomeraceae
Source: the annotation of a GenBank genome assembly